This is a messenger RNA of Pseudogymnoascus destructans, 2085 nucleotides long. RefSeq lists its product as uncharacterized. The record is from RefSeq and is a predicted model, not a curated record. The transcript has 4 exons. The coding region runs from base 678 to 1556 and encodes 292 amino acids. NCBI's taxonomy places the organism in Eukaryota, Fungi, Ascomycota, Leotiomycetes, Thelebolales, Thelebolaceae.
CUUCAAUGACGAUGUUUUGCCAUCUUUGUCUUUGCACCAACUGGCGCUGUGGCGGUGCAGACUUGUGGCGCAGGUGUGGCGCAGCCGUCUAAGCUUAAACAACAUGCACUUGCUCAUAUUAGUACUAGCGUUCUUUGUACCUCUGCCCUGUCACUGACGUGGAGGGGCUGGGGCAUGUGGUGGCUGUUGGGUCGCCGCCAAAAUCAAGAUAAACGCGACGACAACCCCUUCAUGCGCCAGCAGAAACUGUACAUAUACGCAUUGGUGUUUGCUAUAUAUACUUGAAUCUGGCCGACGUUAUUUGCUUCUUUUAGUCCUCAUUUCUAGCCAUACGCGGGCUGAUCAUUCUAAUCCGUCCCUGGAACAACAUAUAUUUACUUCAGAAGGUCACCCUGUGUGAUAUUGGAUUCCAACAACCACGACGCUGGCUACCAAUAGUCGCACUUAAUCCGCAAAGGACUCAGCAAGACCAGGUGCUGUGUUGAAAGCUGAUUGACCCACCGCCGUUUUACGGCCAAAAAUAACACACAAAGCGCCUCCCGAAACAGACACAACUCGCCGUAGACCUAUCGAUCAAAGAAAGCCAAAUUCGACGGCGACACCGUCCGCCACAAGAGACUCAAUAAAUCUCACGUCUCCCGCUCCAGUUUUAUCGACUAUCGAUAACCAUCACCAACAUGACUUCGCUGCUGGCCAAAUAUGUUAGCAAGAAAUUCCUAGGGGAGUCGUUGCAGAAUAAUUUCGGAACAGAGGAUCCUUAUUUCGAAUCUGUCCCCGCUACACGACUAAAUGGCAGGCCCUCGAAGAAAAUGAAGAAAGUCCGAAAGGCAUUACCACCAGGCAUAUCUGAGCAUGAUGGGAAGAUCCUGACGAAGGUCAAGCGCAGGGCAUAUAGGCUUGAUAUGAGCUUGUUCAACUGCUGUGGUAUAAGGUUUGGCUGGAGCAGUGUCAUUGGUAUAAUCCCAGGCUUUGGUGAUGCGCUGGAUGCAUUCAUGGCAAUGAUGGUAUAUCGGACAUGCCAGCAGGUUGAGGGUGGCCUCCCUGCUGCUGUUCAGUCGCAGAUGGUGUUUAACAUCGUCAUUGACUUCUUUAUCGGUCUUGUGCCUGUUCUCGGCGAUUUGGCAGAUGCUGUUUUCCGCGCCAACACCAAAAACGCUGCUGUACUGGAGAAACAUCUUCGUGCUAAGGGACAGGCCAGGCUCAAAUCCCAGGGCGCCGCGUUGCCCACCGUCGACCCUAGCGAUCCGGACGAAUUCGACCGCCUGGUGGCCAGCGGUCCACCUCCAGUGUAUACUGCAAACGAACCAUCACAACAGCCUCCGAUGCCUCAAACAGCUCCAUCGGGAACUCAGCGUCAAAAACCUUCGGGCACAACUAAUACGGCCUCAACAACAACCCAGAGUAGCGGCGGGUGGUUCGGCUUUGGAAAGAAAAGCAAGCAGCCGGACGUCGAGAGCGGCGCCGAACAACGGCAUGGCGAUACGCCACUCUCCAACUUGCCGUCCCGUCCUGCCAGAGAACCAAGCACGCGUCAGAAACCAGUUCGAACUCGGUAGGUGUUUGUAAUGAGGUGCUUUAAUUAAUUUAUAACUUUUGUAAAGACUCGGAGCUAGAUACCACGGUAAAAAUUAUACAAUUGAAUAGAACAGCAUUAAAUGUCAGCAUUGACUUUGACCCCGCUUCAAUCUUAACACGGUAAUGGGUGAAAUAUAUGCUCCCAUGUUUAUAAACGAACUCGUUGGCUAGGCAUCCAAAAGCCCCGUACGUAAAUGAGUCACGAAGCUCCAUUGCCAAGCUGAUUGCUGAGCUUUACUAAGUUUACUAAGACGUGUUAUGACUUAAGCCGGCACAAACGCGCGUGCAUGGCUGUGGAUAAAAGAUCCAUCUGUGGAUAUGGGUGACUGUUUCCUUGGACAGCUGCCUGCGCGUUGCCUGCGCGUUGCCAGGGUUAAUCUUAUCAGAUCAUCUAGCGUGAGGGGUCUCUGUCCACACAAAUGCGACAACAUGGGGCAGUUUCAGGAAAUUCUUUCAGCUCGAUCCAACAGAGGCCGGAAAUACGGAUCUGGAGGUGUACAGGUGGGGUUU